Messenger RNA from Phacochoerus africanus (Common warthog), 1832 nucleotides. It is a transcript of the gene GYG1, whose product is annotated as glycogenin 1. Gene Ontology annotation, molecular function: glycosyltransferase activity. Lineage: Eukaryota; Metazoa; Chordata; Mammalia; Artiodactyla; Suidae. The record is from RefSeq and is a predicted model, not a curated record. Gene Ontology annotation, cellular component: cytoplasm. The transcript has 7 exons. The coding region runs from base 145 to 1146 and encodes 333 amino acids.
CCACGUGACGGCCGCUAUAAGAACUCUCCCGGCGGACGCUAGGCUCCAGCCGCGCCUCCUUGCUGGCAGCACUCCCUCUCGGCGCCUGGCUUCUCCAGUCACCAACCUGCGGCUGCGGCGGCCGCUGGCGCGCCCGGGAGCACCAUGACAGAUCAGGCCUUUGUGACACUGACCACAAAUGAUGCCUAUGCCAAAGGAGCUCUGGUCCUGGGCUCAUCCCUGAAACAGCACAGGACCUCCAGGAGGCUGGUUGUGCUCAUCACCCCACAGGUCUCGGACUCCAUGAGGAAAACUUUAGAGACGGUCUUUGAUGAAGUCAUCGUGGUAGAUGUCUUGGACAGUGGUGAUUCUGCUCAUCUAACCUUAAUGAAGAGGCCUGAGUUGGGUGUUACGUUAACUAAACUCCACUGCUGGUCACUUACACAGUAUUCAAAAUGUGUGUUCAUGGAUGCAGAUACUCUGGUCCUAGCAAAUAUUGAUGAUCUUUUUGAGAGAGAAGAAUUGUCGGCGGCACCAGACCCAGGGUGGCCUGACUGCUUCAAUUCUGGAGUCUUUGUUUAUCAGCCUUCAGUUGAAACAUACAAUCAGCUGUUGCACCUUGCUUCUGAGCAAGGUAGUUUUGAUGGUGGGGACCAGGGUUUACUGAACACAUUUUUUAGCAGCUGGGCAACAACAGAUAUCAGAAAACACCUGCCAUUUAUUUAUAACCUAAGCAGUGUUUCUAUAUACUCCUACCUCCCAGCAUUUAAAGCAUUUGGUGCAAAUGCCAAAGUUGUGCAUUUCCUAGGACAAAUCAAACCGUGGAAUUAUACUUAUGAUCCUAAAACAAAAAGUGUCAAAAGUGAGUCCCAUGAUCCCAAUAUGAGUCAUCCAGAGUUCCUCAGCCUGUGGUGGGACAUCUUCACUACCAACAUCUUACCUCUGCUUCAACAGUUCGGCCUUGUCAAAGACACUCCCUCAUACGUACACGUGGAAAAUGUCUCAGGAGCCGUAUCACAGCUAUCACUUGGGGAGGUCCCAGCUACCACACAGCCUUUUGUAUCCUCAGAAGAACGGAAGGAGCGGUGGGAACAGGGCCAGGCUGAUUACAUGGGAGCAGAUUCCUUUGACAACAUCAAGAGAAAACUUGACACUUACCUCCAGUAGAAACACUGCCAUUUUCCCGUGGACACAGGCACUUGUCUCUGAUACUUAGUUUCUUAAGCUGGGUUAAGAAAGGUCUGUUAGAGUUGCUAAAGGCUUUCACUAAAAUUCAUCAGAUGUGGGGAUUUUGCAGGACAGCUGGUGAGAUCUGGGCAAAAGUUGUCAGGUAGCAGUUCUGUUAAAUGCUCGACAAUGUUCUGCUUUUUAACCCUAGGCUAAUAUGUCAGAAAAUCUCAGUUAUGUAGAUUGCCAACAUAUGUGUAAGGGAAACUCAAUCUUAAGCUGUUAAAAUGGCUAUAUCAGCUCUUAAAAUGUGCCAAGCCAGGCUCCAAAUCACUCUCCCUUCAGAAGGAGACACGGUCUCUGUCUCUUGCUUGCUUGUUGUACUCUUCACUAGACCUGUAUUUUAGAACUGCCCAGAGGCUGCCAGAGUGAUUGUAAUUCUGCUUUCAGGUAAAGACAGCCUACAGUAACACUGCUGAGUGAUUCAUAAACAUCAACAAAUGGUGUUGACCCAUUUUAUUUACUAUUCUUAGUAUCUGAAGAUGUUCACCAGUUUUCUGUGUACAGUAAGACGGCAUGCUAAAAUGCAUUUGUUCAGUUCUGUAUAUCUGAAAACAACAGUGUGUUCCCUGAUGCUUACCGGCAAUGGCACCUUGUAUGAAAAAUAAAGACUUAUUGACAUAUCA